UCGAGUUUUACUUUGAACGACUGUGCUGUGCUUACACUUCGGAAUGAAUCGUUCUAACCCAAGUCAGCUAAGGUAAAGAGUGAAAACUGUUUUCAACAUACACUCGCUGUAGAGAAUCUAAUGUGCGAUUCUGCUGUCGUUUCAGUUGUUAUCUUGGCUGUAUAACUCGAGAGAAAUCAGAGGCAUACUUGUUUGGAAGAAAACCUGGCACGUACUUAAUCCGAGACAGCAGAUCAAUUCCUGGUGAUUUUGUACUCUCUGUGAGGUAUGAUCGCAGUAUUUUCGAUGCAGACAUACUAAGAUCGUUUCCAGUCACAACCUAAGCGAUUUUUUCCUCUGAAACUAAGCAACAUAUUCACUGUUAAAAACAAAAUUAAGCUUCUCAUUAAGCACACAUAUUUCAUGUUCAUUUUCUUAAUGACUUCGAGUUUCCAAAUUAUAAUUUUCGACAUUUCGAUCUGUUUUGGUUAAAAGUGUAAUUUAUCACAGCUUAUUAAUCUUUUUAUGUACGUUUUAAAGCGAAUUCGAUCUCUCUGAUGUCAUUAAUUUUACAGAUAAAACGUAAUUGUGGCAUAGUUGUUAGAACGACAGCACUUCAAAUGGCCUUCCCUUGUCAGGACGUCUUGGCGUUUGUGACAUAUUUAGCGAAGAAACAGACGCAGAAAAUAAGGCGGCAAACUCUCUUGUUUAUCGUAAAAUGUGCUUUGGUUUAUAAUUAUACAAACAGAAGGUUAACCCCACAACUUGAGCAUGUGGAUGUAUAUAAAUUUAUCAUCCAAUGACAAGGACGUACGCAUAGGGAAACAGACGUUUGAAAGUGCAAGUUUAUUCAUGAACACGACUUUAUAGUUUAUUAUCGAUUACGCUACACACAUUUCCUGUACAGCAAAUAUCCAGGUUUGAUAUUUUUUCUAAAAAUAAGGGAUCGAAAAUAGUGAACGUGCUCAAAACGCUACAGUUAAAUUUCCAGGCAAAUAACUUUUUAGAAAGAGGAAGUAACUGAUGACAGUGGACAUCAGUCAAUAAGAUGACACAAUUGUAUUAAUAUAUGUGUUAUUGAAAUUCUUAAAAUCUGUUGUCAUUCAUGUGGUUACUGAAUGGUACUUUUUAAACCAAUUUUUUUAGUUAUAAAUGUAUGUACAUGUCUUUGAUAUUAAUUUUCUAUUUAACUUUUGCUCACAGCAGAUUUUCCCCCAAUUGUAUGCAUGCCUAACGGUCAAAUGUAAAUGAUGCCUUUCAAAAACAGUUACUGGAUCAAUUUCCUUAUUACAUGUAAUUGUUUUUAUAUGGUGUCUUAAUGCUAUUAUUUUAGAGGAAAAGUUUGGGCCAAGGGCUGAGGUGGAUAGCACCCUCAGAGAUCUGCUUAAUUCUUCAUAUCCUAUGAAAGCCAAAUUCAUUAAUUGCUUUAUUAUUCAUUCAAAAUCAUUCCUAGUUUAAAAACCGAGCUAAAACAUGCUUAUGUGCAUCGAUGUUAAGCUAAUCUUCGAUAGUGUACGUUUAGGUUUGUUCAGCUCUGCAAAUUAUUCUCCAAAUAGCAUAUGCCACCCUCUGAGUUGUCUUCUUGCUGUUUUUGCCAUGUUUUUAACUACUAUUUUGACUAGUUUCAGCUGUAGUUCUUACUCUUGAAACGAGUGAAAUGUCCACCAUUUUUUUUUAACAACCAAAACAACUCAAUCUUGUCCCCAGGUCUUCUCGGUACUGUUGCCUUAACCUGUAGCGGGCUGCAUUUUUGACGUCAUUUCCUUGUUAAACAGAAAAUUCUUCAUUCUCUUUUCAUUUUCAAUUCUUCAAUUUGGUCAUCAGUAACUGGUUAUGGUGAAUUAUGCGUGUGCUUUUAGCCAAUCAGAAUUGGGAAAAUAUUUUAAAUGAAUAAUAACAUCAAAUUAACAGAUAAUGGACUCAUACUGGCAGUCAUCUAACUAGCCAGUUGGUCAUAUUACAACUCAACUUCUUACAAGGUAACAACUAUAUCCACUUCGUUGAGAUGAGGUCUGGCAACACUUCUGACAACUUACAAGAUGAAACAGAGUGGACAUUAAAAGUGAUGUCAGCUUGCCAGACUUUGUUAAAUGAAGUACUUACAGGAAUGCUGGACUGAACACCACCAAUGUUUACCCUGGUCCUGUUAUGACAGCAAGUGUAUGGUGGUUCACCAUUUACAAAAUGUCUGUAAAAUCCAGAAAGUGAAUUGAACAUGACUUUUCAGGGUGUUCCAGUGGAAGAUUUUGCAAGGGCAGUGGAAUGUCUGGAGAGUUUGCCCUGUUUUACCAGUUGGGCUUUUCCAAAUGGAACCUGUAAUCAUUUCCCAAAAAACACAUCUUUGGUUCCAAUUAUUAGGCUUCUGUUGCCAUCUUUCUGUGAAUAUAUAUAGCUGAUUUGUGCAAAUGAUAAACACAAACAAAAUCAAGCCAUCCUAGUAAUAAUGUUCUAGUUUACCAACUGACCAUACUAUUAACCUCCUAUGUAUCCCAUACAUCAGUGACCCCUCUGAAACUUUUUAUAUUGCUGAUAUCUGGCAACUAACAAACUAACCAUGAAUUUUUGGUGACUGCUGAGAAAUGUUCAAAAACAAAGACUGGUGGACAAACAGGGAGCCAAGCUACUUACUUAAGAGAUUGAGGCUGGCAUAAAAUUAAUCAAGUUCUCCAUUGUUGCAUUUCAGUGAGAAAGGCAAAGAGAGGAAUGUUAGCCACUACAUCAUCAACAACAAAGGAAGUCAUUAUCAGAUAGGAGAUAAUACAUUCCAGGACCUUCCUGGCAUCAUAGAAUUUUACAAGAACCACUUUUUGGAUUCCACAAACUUAAUACAACCAGUAAGAGAGACCAUUUUUUUUCCUUGUAUUUUUACUUUUCUUCUUUCUCUACAUGUAGUUCAUACUAUGCUGACUAUGAAAAAAAUUAACAGAAUAACAAAAAAUAAUACACAGGGUGUUCCUUAAGCAUCGAAGAUUGGAGAAUUCUUCGUUUGUUACACCGAAUUCUCCAGCUAAUUUGUGAUAACCUAUGAAUAUUUUUCAUUCAGACAUGGAGCCUCUUUCACAAUAUACUCCUGUGUAAAUGUUACACCUUUCUCCUGCUACUAGAAUUCUUAUUGAAAGUCCUGAAUACAUACUGCAAAGUCUGAGAGGAAAUGGAAUAAAGCAUAUACAUGUAUAAUAUUGUUAUCACCUGCAACUCAAUGUUUUAAUAGAUAUUUUGCUGUUAGUGGUGAUUUUACUGCUGAAUUCCAAUUUUAUAUGGACGAUCAUUGUACAGAGGGCCUUUUUAAGCCACGUAUAACACAUGAACUUCAGACAGUGAAGUUAAAAGUUAUGGAAUACCAAACUUUGGGGCAUGGUUUUAUCAUCAGUAUACUUCAUUUUAAAAGGAUCAGUCAAUGGACAGUCACCGCCUGAUGAAAUCAAAUGACCGAAGAAGAUAGUAAUUUUGCACUGUUGUGCAGGCAGAACAUCAAUAUGGCAGAAUAUUUGCCAAGUUCUUCCUUAUGUUUUAUGGACUCAGACGAAGUCGAGCGGUCAAUAAGAAUGAUAAAAAAGAACAGGGCCAAUAUUGAGCCUUCUUGACCUCAUGUUUUGUAAAUAAAGGAUUGAAUAUAUAUGACUAAGAGAAGUUACAAACCAAAGUGGGUAAUUAUUCUCAUCUUGCCCACUUGGCUAGCCAAUCACAAUACCGUAUUUGCUUCAUGUUAACAUUCUUGGAAGUAGCUACAUAAGUAUUUUGCUCUACAAGAACUCUUUACUCUUUGGGUCCAUUCUUUUACCAUCUAUUUUAUUCAAAUCACACUGUUUUAAGUUACAGCAAGUACAUAAUUACGUACUAAGGAAUAAGAAAAAGAGGGAAGAGAUGAAGUGGCAAAGUGUUAUAACACUUAUAACACUUUUUAUAAUAUAAUGCCCUGGCUGUACAACUAACUUAAUUUCUUUUCAGUUUGGGGUCCUUGAUUUAUUAAUAUUAUUAUUUAUGUGUGUGUUGUAAUGUAAAAUAAUGUUUAGGUUAAAGUGGUUUCAACUUACAGUGUAGGUUGAUUCUCAAUUUACCUAAUUAUUCAUGAUCAAGAAUGACUAAGGCUAGGUGAUCACAAAAGUUGAGAAUCAACCUAGGUUGAAACCAUUUAACCUAAAUUUCAUUUUUACCUUCAACAAAAAUACCAGUACCUCUUGUAGGUCCGUACCCUUCAGUAUGCAAGGAGAAUUUUAAACCUGGCAUUGUAAAUGCUAGCCAUUCUCUUGUGAUAAUCCCCCUUCCCCCCACCCUUCUACAGUUUGUUUAGCCAGUGAAACUGUCAGUUCCAUUUUCUUAAAGCCCAGCAGAGUUAGGAGGAAAGACACGCGAGGGCAGUGGGCUAAAAGGAACAAAAGUAGAAACUACUUCAACUCAGGCUACUGUUUCGUAGAAUUUAUUUCUCCAUUAAUUCUAUCCUUUAUUGCAGAUAUUUAAAGUUCAAGCUCAGUAUCCAUUCUCAGGAAAGGUAGAAUUUCAAACUUACAACUUCUUUAUUAUAUUAUUGAAUAUUCAACGUGUUAAACCCUAACAUUAGCUUGCAUUCCCUAUGCUGUUGGUGUUAAGCAUUUUUUAUGCUCUAUUUGAUGCGAGCAGUUUUUCUAACAGCAUUCUUGCAUCUUCCUCCGCAGGAUGAAGAGGACCUCAGCUUUAAAAAAAAUGAUAUAUUAAUUGUUGUGGAACAAAAUGAAGAGAAAUGGUGGACUGCAAUGGAUGAUCUAGGCAAUAAAGGGCUUAUUCCAGAACCAUAUGUAAAAAAGGUGUGUUUUACAGUGAAAGGUUUAUUUGUGUGAGUCAUGACAUGAAUAAAAAAGAUCAUCAUCUGCCUUGGUGUUGUCCUGAGCAGGACUGUUAUUGAAAGUGACUAAUGUUUCAACAUCCUGUGCAGUAUGUGAAGAUGACUACUGUGCAGGUUGUUGAAGCAUCCAUCACUGUCAUUAUCAGUCCUAUUCAGGAUUUCACCCCCCCAGAUGGUCAUAUUCCAGCCACAUAUAAAGGUGCAUUUUGCUGCCAAAUAAGGUCACUGGUAUUUUAAUAAGUGGUAACUUCAAAAUUUUGCUUUCCCGUUUAUUUUUUAUUUGUGGAACCAGAUGUUGAAACUGUUUGAAUAGACUGCAUGGUGAAAUGUAAAAACAGAUCUACAGUAAAACCCUGGGGGUGGGGGGUGCAUAGAAAGUGUCAGUAAUAACGAGCUGUCGGUAUUAACGGGUGUCUGUGAAGCGCGGUUCAAAUGUAUAUUGCUUUUAAACUUCCAUGUGACAUCACUUAAAAAGGGGUUGAAAUUUUCCCUUGCCGUCUCCCUCGAACAGCCCCAUACCUUUGUCCCCAAGAUUGUCGUGGUGAGGUUCAACCAUACCAUGAUUGGUCAUGGUAAACUAUCAUUGUUCUGACUUGUUCUUGAAGGUUACUGAACUUCAGCAGACACCAGCUGGAGCUCCUGUGCCAGUCACAGCUCCUGCACAAGCUGCAACACCUGUGCAAGCUUCUCCACAACAGGUGCCAAGUGACUCCAGAAGGUCAAUGCCACCCCCAGCAUCUUCAGCAGCUUCUCCUGAUAACAGUAACUCAAGAAGAACAUCUGUACCAUCUAAUUUGAGGUCACACCCUGGACCGGUAAUCAUUGUACUUCAUAUUUUUUGUGUGGCAAAAAACCAUCCUAGCUUUCGCAGUUUUUCUUGUCAUUUCUAUAGCUACCAGUGUUGAAAAAACAUUGACAUAUUUAGGGGAUUGCAUAUAACUAUAAACAUAUUUUGUAACAUCAAUGCUGUCACCAAGAUUUUAAGUUGCUGUGUAUAUGCAAUUAUUUAGGCGGGAAAGUGGACAGUUCGGAAGUUUUUUGGCUCUAUUUUUAUAUUAUUUUUUUAUGUGAAAGUUACUAGUAGCCCUUACUGACAGCCCUGUUUUUACAUACAAGUAGGGGUCAAAAGUUUCUAAUAUAGGUUUUAGUUUCUGACCUCGUCAAUAUCAAAUAACUAACCUGCAGUGCAGACAUAAUUCAAUAUUUUUAAUACAUGUAUAAUAAGUUGCAAAGAAGUCCCCAAAUCCCUGUUUGUUCCCUCCAACAAAAUAACAAAAGACCACAAGAGGCAGGGUUAAGGAUUUGAGGACUACUUUGCAGACACAUUUAGGUGCACUGUUUUCUGGAAUUCAGGUUACAUUCAACCAGAAGGCAUGGUGAUCUAAGUUCAAAUGUCAUUAAUAAGCCUUUCAAACCCAGAGUAAACAAGAAUGAGUCUUGUGAGUUGCAAAAAAUUAUGUUGUGCAACCAUUCAACUUUGUCCACUUCUUGGAAAGAUAGGGUUCACCUUUUGCUACCCUCUAAUAAUGAACACAUGUAUGAUACUUGCAUCAUGUUUCUGUUUUUUUUUUUUAUCAGGUUGAUUCUUCCAAUUCAGAUAAUUCCUUCUUGUGUGUUGCCAUCCGACAACAUGUUCUACCGUAUGAUGAAUCAAGACUUUCCUUUGAGGUAGUGUUACUUUACUUUAAUGUCUAGAAAAGUAUUUUUUCCUUAAACAUAAGUUGUAUGGGUAUUAGGGAUACAGAUUUCCCUCCCCCCACCCCACUCUUGAAUUUCCCCAUAUGGAAAGUGAUGGAAUCAUCCAACUGCCCCCCACCCCUCUGAAAUUUCCUAAGCCUCUGGAGCAAGGCAUCUAAUAUCAGCACCAUGCUAUUGCAGCAACAACACAUCAUAUCACAUACAUUGCCUUCUUUCAGAAGUUUCCCAGGUGAAACUGGUCAUGAAAGUCUUUUUCUGCAAAUUGAGAUCCAUCCAUGCACUGGUAAUACUUGAUGCCAUGGCUGAUGUACCACAGUUUAUGCGGAUAUGUAGAAACAACUUUAAGAGACUUUAAUUUUUUCCAUUAUACUGUUACAAUUAUUGAUGUGUUUAUUGCAGAAAGGAGACAUCAUCAAAGUUCUUAAGAGAUAUGAUAAUGGUAUUUGGUUUGGACAAAAUGGCGAGAGGACAGGCUAUUUCCAGUUUAGAUAUGUGCAAAAACUAGAAGACGAAAAUCCAGACUAGUGGACUAGAGUGGUGCAGCGGAAUGAAGCUAUCUUCAAAGCUUAGAAUAGGUGUGAACUGAACUGCUUUAUGUCAGUCAACUCUCAGAAUGAACUGCAAUAGAUGCUUAAUAAUUUUAAAGAAAUGCAUUAUGGAUGUAAGUGAUGAGCUUAACGACAGUUACACUGUACUGUGAAUUAUUGAUUAUAAGUUCAUCAUUACUUUUGAUUGUGAUAAAGUUGGAUGUUUUAGUGCACAAAGAAGAAUAUUUGACAUCUGAGCAGUUAGGAUAUUAAUAGAAGGAAAGGCAAACUGUUCCUUACUGUCAGCAUCAUGAUGAUGUCGUAAAAUCUCUCCUGUGUCUGUGACAGUGGCUUUAUUGAUUCAGGAAUUUUGUUAUGUGCUUGGUUUGAACUGGACAAUGUUGGCACUAACUGUUGUACAGUUUUAAGUGGGCUGGUUGAGCCAAAGUGAAGGAAUGGAGUCAUCUAUCUUUUCAGAAAAUCUGCGGAAGCCAUCUGAAUACUUGUUUAAUGGAGCUUCAAUCCUGACCAAUAUAUUUGGGGAGACACCCCUUAAGCUGUUCUUUCAUCUUUUGUGAGCCACUCAAACUUCGAUUUCUUCAUACAUAAAUCCUGUUAGCUGCUCUGCUAGGCGAGUGGCAGCCCUUUUUCAAUGGAAUUUGCAAGUAACCAAUAAUUUAAAUGAUGAUCAUGAAUUUGGCCUCACCAAGGUUUCUCUCUGUCCCCCCUUCAGCCAAUUCCUCUGCAAGACAUUUUAAUAGUGUUUGACUUCUGACAGCCGGCAUUGUCCAGAGGAGAAGACUAUUUCGAAACUUGUGCUUGAAUAUUUGUGGCACCUCUGGGAGUGAUUUUGUACGUUGUAAUAAGCACAAUUUUCUUUUCCCCCCCCAAGAAAUGGCUCUUAUAAAGAGAUUAUUUUCCUGCAUUAGUAGCCUGUGUACAGCCGCCCCCUUCCCUCAAACAAGAGAGGGAGAGACAUGGCCGUACACAAGCUAUUUGUUAGUGGCAGUGAAAAGUUGAAAAUUAUUUUCUAUCACUUACCUGUUUAAUCUUGACAACAGUGGCUUGACGUAAAUUCAAUAUCCUGCUUGAAAAAAAUUAGCCUGCGAGAAAGCUUUCCAAUUAUGGCGAGUGAAGCAAGCUGUGAGAGAACACUCGAGCGAGCGGUGAAGCCUCUCGCACUCACAUUUCUUUUUGCUUGUAGUUCUCAUGUGACUUCUCACGAAUACCCCAAAUAGGCAACUUGCUCGCAGGCUAAAAAAGUCUUCCUUUUGUACUCUACAGUGUAUAU
Porites evermanni is the source of this 8314-nucleotide messenger RNA. Lineage: Eukaryota; Metazoa; Cnidaria; Anthozoa; Scleractinia; Poritidae. The record is from the annotation of a GenBank genome assembly.